This is a messenger RNA of Eleginops maclovinus (Patagonian blennie), 2228 nucleotides long. RefSeq names its product NAD-dependent protein deacylase sirtuin-5A, mitochondrial-like. The coding region runs from base 144 to 1061 and encodes 305 amino acids. The transcript is spliced from 9 exons. Gene Ontology annotation, molecular function: histone deacetylase activity, NAD-dependent; protein-malonyllysine demalonylase activity; NAD+ binding. The record is from RefSeq and is a predicted model, not a curated record. NCBI's taxonomy places the organism in Eukaryota, Metazoa, Chordata, Actinopteri, Perciformes, Eleginopidae. Gene Ontology annotation, cellular component: nucleus.
UGUUAUUUAACUCGCUGUCCCUCUUCAUAGGUUCAUUUCCUAACAGCCAAACCAAUCCACUAAGUUCAGAUGCAGAGCAAACUGCAGAGCAAACAGUUCCUGCUUCCUCCAGCUGACGGUCCUGGCUUCAGAAGCCAAACCGAAUGAUUGUGCUCCAGCUCACCUGCAGAGGUUUAUUAAACCCUCCCCUGCAUGGACACCUGAAAAUACAGAGGGGCUGGCAAAUCAUGGCGAGACCUAGUUCAGACCUGGCAGCUUUCAGGAAGACUUUCUCCACGGCAAAAAAUAUAGCUAUCAUCACCGGAGCAGGGGUGAGUGCAGAGAGUGGAGUCCCCACCUUCAGAGGAGCAGGAGGCUACUGGAGAAAAUGGGAAGCACAGCAACUUGCCACUCCAGAGGCCUUCUCUAGGAACCCCUCCCGUGUUUGGGAGUUUUACCAUUACCGCCGUGAGGUCAUGCUAACAAAAGAUCCCAAUCCCGCCCACCUGGCCAUUGCAGAGUGUGAAGAGCGACUUAGCAAACAGGGGCGCAACGUGACAGUAAUUACUCAAAAUAUUGACGAGCUCCACCGCCAUGCCGGAUCCAAAAACAUCCUGGAACUUCACGGCAACCUGUUUAAAACACGCUGUAUGAGCUGCAGUCAUGAAGCCACCAAUUACCAUAGCCCCAUCUGUGCCGCUCUGAAGGGCAAAGGAGCUCCAGACCCCGACACAGAGGACGCCCAGAUCCCUGUUCAACAGCUGCCCAGGUGUGAGCAGAAAGGCUGUCACGGUCUCCUGAGACCAGCUGUGGUUUGGUUUGGAGAGACUCUGGACUCAGACAUCCUCUCCCGUGCAGAGGAAGUGUUGGACAGCUGUGACCUCUGCCUCGUGGUUGGCACAUCAUCCGUUGUGUAUCCAGCAGCCAUGUUUGCUCCUCAGGUGGCAGCCAGAGGAGUCCAUGUGGCCGAAUUCAACAUGGAGAACACGCCGGCCACAAUGCGCUUCAAGUUCCAUUUCCACGGCCCCUGUGGGACAACCUUACCCCCUGCUCUGGAACGCCACGAGACUGAACAAAAAUGAGUCCUGGACAUCAGCUGCACAAAGACUACACUGUGUAACACUGGAGGACUUUAUUGGUACCAAAAAUAAUAAUAUAAUGUGAGGAGACAGGGUUCAGGAAAAAUAACAGCAAUACAGCAGUACAUUUACCCAAGUACUGUACUUUAGUAAAGUUUUAAAGUCACAUUAAGCUACUUCGUGCUUUUACUUCACUACUUUUUGUGGGAAAUGCUUUUAAUCCACUACAUGCAUUUUAUUGAUUUAAAUACUAAUUACUUUGCAGAUUCUGUUUUUUUUCAAAUAACAUAUAAAUCAACUUAUACAUUAUGAUGAAUUAUUAUAAGGUAAGCUACCCAGCAGUAUAUUCACAUAAACCCCACCUUAAUCAAGUUCAACAUUAAAGUGAUAAACACAUUAAAUCGUUAAUGUUUAUAAUACAAUUAUUUAAGAUCUAUGUUCCAAAAUGGGCCAUAUUGCAUAAUGACUACUUUUGGUAUUUUAAGUAGAAUUUAUCAUUUUUGGUAUAAUUGAAGGCAGGACUUUUACUUUUUUUUAAAGAUUUCAUUGGUACUUUCAAACUGAUGGAGGACAUUUUUUCCAACAUUGAAUUUCAACAAUGUAGCAAUUAAUGCUAACACGCUAAAUCACACCAGUGCUUUGUGCUGACUUUGGAUUUGCAGAAUUUUGGAUGAAGAGUUACAAUUGUGAAACCUGACUCGUAGCAAAAUGAUGAACUGUGCUGUUUAUAAAAGGAAAUGUUAAAAAGACAGUCACAUUGAUAAAUAGCUAAAUAUAUGGAUUAAAUAUGAACACGCCAACUUUAUCAAUCCUUUUACAUGGAAUGACUACUGCACAUCAGACUGUAGGGGGCAGUGUUUAGCUUCUGCUUUGAAAGCCAGUACACCUACAGCUCUGAAGGAUCUGUGGGCUCUGCCAGAUAUGUGAUGUGUGUGUGUUUGUGUGUGUAUAUUAUAUCAGUGUUGUCUGAAUUUAUGGACCGUGGUGAAAACUGUAUGAUGCCUUCCAGUGGGCGUCAGUAAGCUCCAUUAAAACCAGGGAAACCAGUGACUGUGCACUCCCUGAGUCAUGAGGAGACGAAGGAUUUGUCACAUGUAUAUUGAGGUUUGGAGGUGAUUUUAAACUGCAUAUGCAUAUGAAAUGAAUAAAUAUGCAGUCUUGAAAACUGAA